Molecule: messenger RNA, 1293 nt
Organism: Malassezia pachydermatis
Lineage: Eukaryota; Fungi; Basidiomycota; Malasseziomycetes; Malasseziales; Malasseziaceae
Product: arm repeat-containing protein
Exons: 5
Coding region: 1-1293 (430 amino acids)
Cellular component (GO): membrane; cytoplasm
Molecular function (GO): protein binding
Source: RefSeq, a predicted model, not a curated record
AUGACUUCUACUCCACCCACUGCCCCGACCGGAAACAACAAGCCGACGCUAACUGGUGCUCGUAUCAAGCAACGAAAAGGUGCUGUGAAGUCACAGGCCAAAUUUGAGCCGGAAGCCUUCCGCAACUCUCUGUUUAAGUAUUUUGAGCCUAUCGAGCAAAAUGACUGGGAAGGGUACCUGAAUGCUCUUGAUAAGGCGGGCAAUACGCUUGACUACCGCAAGUAUGCUGAUCCGCUAUUUGAAAUUUUGAUUGUGGGUGGCCUUUUGGCGCCUGGUGGCUCGUACAUUGAAGAUGGCGCGCCGCUCAGCCCCUUCUCUAUUUUUGCCGCGAAGACGGCGUCCAUCGAGGAUGUGCGUCCGUACGUGGACACGAUUGAGAAGAUGGUCCGUCGCUACAAGUUUCUGCAAAAGCCGCUGGAAGAGUCGACUUUGCCACGGAUUUUGCAGUACACCAACCGGUUUGACGAGGAGCAAGCGAAGAAGCUUGCUGUUGCAACGGCCCUGGCUAUUCAAAUUGGAUUGACGAAUGCUAGUGUGCUUGCUCCGCUCCAGAAGGACCAUCUCACGAAGGAUGAGGUGUCUCUAAAGUUUAUGACGGAGUUCUUCCGCACCUACUUGAAGGAGCAGACUAUGGAGAAUUUGGCCUCAGCGCUUCGCAAGGGUGGCAUUAGGGAUUGGCUUUUGUUCUUCCCACAGACCAAGCGGUCGCAACCAGACGUGAUCCCAACAUACUUCCGCAAUGAGGCUCAGUUGCCGCAGGUAGCUGAGUACUAUGGCCGUCGUCAACUGAAGGAGCUUCGCGAGAAGACGGCCGAGGAUUUGGCUGAGUUGGUGCGCACAGAAGGCACGACGCAGGAAGAGAUGCUAGCUAUGCUGCAAGAACGAUUCAAGAAACUGGGUCAGAGUGCUGAAGAGUUUAUUCCUGUGGUAUGGGAAGGUCUGGCGCGUGGUAUCGACGCAGACACAAAGCAAGACCAGAUGGAACAAAUUUUCCCGAAGGAAAUUGAACGUUUGGCUGGUGUCUUGGAGCCGUGGGCUUCGAAUGCGCGUGCCGAGAUCACAUUGAUCAACCUGAUCCAGGUACACUGUUACACGGACACGCGUGUCUUCAAGACCUUCCCCCACCUGCUAAAGGUGUUGUACAAUGAGAAUGUAGUGUCGGAUGGCGCUAUUGUCUACUGGGCACAAAAAGGUGCAAAGCCGCAAGGCAAGCAGCACUUCCUCAAGCUCGCAGAGCCCCUGGUCGAAUUCCUCCAAAACCAAGACAGCGAUGAGGAGGAGGACGAGGAGUAA